Molecule: messenger RNA, 594 nt
Organism: Eurypyga helias (sunbittern)
Lineage: Eukaryota; Metazoa; Chordata; Aves; Eurypygiformes; Eurypygidae
Product: claudin-16-like
Exons: 5
Coding region: 1-594 (197 amino acids)
Biological process (GO): cell adhesion; bicellular tight junction assembly
Cellular component (GO): plasma membrane; bicellular tight junction
Molecular function (GO): structural molecule activity
Source: RefSeq, a predicted model, not a curated record
AUGAGCGCAGCCUUGCAGGUGACGGCGUUCGGGCUUGGUCUUCUCUCAACCCUCUUCUUGCUCCUUGCCACGUGCACUGACUGCUGGAUGGUGAACGCCGAUGACAGCUUGGAGGUGAGUCACAAGUGCCGGGGCCUUUGGAGAGAGUGUGUCACCAACAUGCAGGAUGGGGUCAGGACCUGUGACCAGUAUGACUCCAUCUUGGCUGACCAUCCAGUGAAGAUUGUGGUGACACGGACCCUGCUGAUCACAGCAGACCUCCUGGCCGGCCUGGCAUUGGCUACGCUGCUGCUCGGACUCGACUGCAUCAAAUUCCUCAAGGAAGAGCCUCGUGUCAAGCUGAAGCUGUGCUACGGGGCCGGCGUCACCCUUGGUGUUGGGAGCAUCCUGGGUUUUGUGGGCUCCGUAUGGUACGCGGUGGACGUCUACUUGGAGAGGGCUAUGCUGGUGUCACACAACAUAUUCCUGGGGGUCCACUAUGACUUCGGAUGGUCGUGCUGGCUGGGGAUGGCUGGCUCAACAGGCUGCUUCGUGUCAUCCGUCCUGCUGACCUGCUGCCUCCACCCCCGUGCAGUGAAGAAACCCAGUGACUAA